Messenger RNA from Eriocheir sinensis (Chinese mitten crab), 9152 nucleotides. RefSeq lists its product as uncharacterized. Gene Ontology annotation, cellular component: plasma membrane. The record is from RefSeq and is a predicted model, not a curated record. Lineage: Eukaryota; Metazoa; Arthropoda; Malacostraca; Decapoda; Varunidae. The transcript is spliced from 14 exons. The coding region runs from base 103 to 2676 and encodes 857 amino acids.
UCGUCUGACGUGGGAGAAACCAAAGCAAGUCCCCUGUGACAUCAAGAUUAAGAUCAAGCCGAGCAAUGGCAGCCGUGGGUCAGCUGGUGCACCUCCUCAACCAUGAUUAUCCUCUUUCUCCUCACCUUUCACACCCAUGUAGUCGUCAGUAGUGUGAGGCUGGUGCCUGAGGUGAGCCAGGAGGGGCUGCUGCAGCCCUACUCCACCUACGCCGAUGUCACACUCUUCCAUUUCCACAUUCCCCAUGAGGUGACCCGCGUGACCUGGGAGUUUGCAGCCUUCAUGGAUGACCCGGGGUGCCCUGUGCGCGAGGUCCACAUACUUGUUCAGCAUGGGAGUUACCCUGUCAUCACCCCAAGCAAUGCAACACUGCGGGAUUACAUGUACCUCCACAAAGCCUCUGUCCAUAAGGUGUUGACAAGGUCUGCCUUCCAGCCCCACGAUGCAACAGUCCUGGCUGUGUACAGCCCCCUGCCGGGCAGCUGGUUCACCGCUGCCUACAUCCCAGACUGGAACGAGCAGAUGCAGCAGGAGGGCAUCAUCCACAAGUGCCGGUACAGCCUGGGAUCCAUCGCCAUGUGGAGCCAGAAAGACAAGAUAAAGACGCUCCACAUUGGCACCAAGCAGUCCAUACACACCCACGAGAACCUUUCCUACUAUAGAUUCUAUGUUCCCUCCCACACCUGGCUCCUGCAAGUCAACGUCUCCAAUUGUCGCAUGUUGGAGCACACUUUUGACCACGGUUCCAGCGAGCGAGUGUUCCGGUGGUGUGUGCGGUCCCUGUCCCUGCAGGCACGUUCCCUUCCCAUCUACUCCCCGGAGUCCGGUGUGGCAAACAUCACACGUGGAUCUGGCCACGUCUUUCUGGAGAAGCGUCCGUUUGCUGAUUCCUAUUACUACCUCCUGGUGGACACUGAGGGAGAGACUGGCCUGGACAUCACCAUACAGACCAGCGAAUGCAGCAAUGCCUUCAGGAAACCCAAGCCACACAUCAGAGAAGUGAAGUCAACGGAGUACACGGAAGUUGCCUCGGAGCAGGAGGUGGAGCUGAUCAGGACGGCCAUGCCCAUCAACAUCACCGUGUCUGUGUCCACUGAGGAAGUGAUGUCGUCCUCCCCAUCCCCGCCCGUGGCCUCCAAGGUGCAGGACUGGAAGGAAGUGUGGCCUAACAGAAGCAGCAACUCCCUCCAGGCCCUCUUCCACGUCCCUGAUGAGUCUGGCCACCGUGGGGACACGCUGGACAUUGAGGGACACCAGUGCUUUCCUGUCCUCCCACUUGCCCGCAUCAAGUACGCCAGCGACUUCACCGACACCUUUCUUAUACAGGGCCCCGAGUGGUACAGCACAUGGCUCUCGGUGCAGAGGAACCUGCCAGUGUUCACUCACCUAACGCUCUUGCCUUUCACUGACAUUGGCGGGACACUCAACAUCAAUAUCCUCAUGAAUGAACGCCUUAUGAACGCCACGCACCAGCUGGUAACAGUUCUGGGGUGUGUGAGGAAGGGACGGCCACCGGAGAUGAGGAACCACUCACUGGUAUGUGACGGGGAUUCCCUCACCCUCAACAUCAGCUCCUCCUCAAGGGCCACCAUCGAGGACCUCAUUCUCAUCCCCUUCCCCGAGCCUGACGUCUGGUUCCUCGCCCUGCAGCUCAUCUGUUACAGCGACGGGUAUGAGGUGCCGUGCAUCGUGGACCAGGCAAUGGUGAGCCUUGACGUGCGAACUCAGCCGUGUGUCUUCGCUGGCGAGAGCCCCUGCGGACCCCACGGCCUCUGUCAGGAGACCCACCGCGGCAUGUUCUUCUUCACCAGCUGUAUGUGCACGGAGGGCUGGCAGGGCUGGGGCUGUGAGGACGGGAACGCCGCGCAGGGCUGGAGCACCGUGCUGACCGGGGUGUGUCUCCUGACCCUCAGCAACGUGUUCUUCCUGCCGCCGACAGUCAUGGCCCUGCGCCGCUGCCUCUACUCCCAGGCACUGCUCUUCAGUGCCACCAUGGUCGCCUCGGUGCUCUACCAUGCGUGUGAUAAUGAGGUCUUGUCCUACUGCCUCACCAAGUAUGAAGUGCUGCAGUUCACCGACUUCUUCUUUUCGCUGCUGUGCUUCUGGGUGACGGUGGUGGGGCUCGGCGGCAUCGACCAAGUGCUGUGUCCCCUGCUGCACACUCUUGGGGUGGUCAUCAUCGCUCCAGCCGUCCAGUACAGUCGCACUGCCCUCGCCUCCUUCACGGUGCCCAUGGCCAUCGCCGCCUCCAUACCUCUCCUCCAUGUGGCAUACCAGCGGUGUAGGAAAGGCUCCUGGCCAACCAUCCAGGCGGAGCAACUCCUGUACCGGGGAGUUGGUGUGGCCCUGGCGCUCACCGGCCUUAUCCUGUUUGGCCUCCUGCAGACCAAGAAUAACUAUAAGUAUGUGCACAGCGCUUGGCACGUGGUCAUCGCACUCUCUCUCGUCUUCCUGCUUCCGUCCCGCAACCUGGCCAGUCAGCCGGGCAUGGCCGCCCACAGCCCCAGCAGCAGGCAGCCCGUCUCCCUCUCCAGCGACGACGCAGAGCUGAUUGAUGUCGGAGAAGCGACAUUUGACUACACGUCGUCGCCCGUCUUCCAUGUUACCUCGGACGUUGAUUUCUUGUUGACGGACAGUGAGGAAGAUUACCGAGGACCAAAUAGUAGUAGUGAGUAGCAGCGUUUGUAUUUAUGACUAUCCUGUCAUCACCCAUCACCCUUCACAUGAGCUGUCUAGAGCCAGGCAUUGGGUAGGUUCAGGGUGUCACCCACACCUUCAGCAUCCUAACACUGCACAAUCUUCAACAUUUUAAAGCAUUAGAAGUCAAAGUGGAAGGCUGAACCUAGUAAGGGAAGGACUUUGAGUUCAUGCCAUGGCUGUUUGCAGCAAUGAACAAACUUGUCAGGCUGGAUUUCACUGGACAGUAUGUGUUGUAGAUAAUGGAGUUCUUGUAUCCUGAAAGAAGUGGGUCUUUUAACAUCACUGAUAAUAAAUGGCUUAAUGUAUUCAAAUGCUGGAGGAAUAAGUGACAUUCUCAAUCUAUAUAGAGAGACAAACAGAGUUGUUUUGAAAUAGAAAAUGCAUUUCACAGAUAUUUUUUGCAAUGAUUUUCCCGUGCACAGCCUUCCCAGGGAAAGUGUUCACAUAUGAGCACUUGGGCCAAAGCUCUUAAUGUUUCUUAGCUUGGACCUGCAAACCAAGCUCAUUAGUUGUUGACAAACAACCUCUAACCAUUGCCAUCACAGUCCACUGGCUUUUAGUAACUUUAUCAGAUGAGAGGUGUGGGAUAGCCUGUAGGGGUGGGAGAAACAUGCAUAGUUACUUGGAUAGCUACUUAGAUAGGUUCUUGGAUUAAGAAGCAAUGAUGGGUUGAGGUUUGCAGGUGUUCAAGGCAUUUCACCGCCUUUCACUCAACAUGACGGAUGGCUCAUGAGGUCCUGUAUGUGUCUAUGGUACAAACUUGUGAAUGGUCAGACUGCUUAAGGUGUGGUCCACGUUUGACAGUCCAGGUGGAAGCAUUUCCCUGUCAGUUUUCUUGUGCUCUGAGCGGCCUUCAACAGUGUUUUCUUAGAAAUUUUUAGGGAGAAAGAUGUAGUUGUGUACUUGCUGGAAAUUGUGAAGAAUAUAACUUUGUAGUUUUACAUGAGUAAUUUUGAUGUGAAACUUAGGUCAUUAUAGUUUGUGAAAGCUCUUUCUAAUGAACCUGAAAAUAUUUUUAUGCUUAAAAACUUCAUGUGGAAUUAAUGAUACUUGCAAGGCAAAGAAGUGGAUGGGGUGAAUGAGUGUAGAGAUGAGGUUUUGGUACCGAAUGAUGUAGUGUAAUUCUGAACAUAUGUAGGAAGGAGAAGGCAGUCCUUGUGUUGGUGAAGGUAGCACAUUAAGACUAACCAAAGAAAAUAAUAAUUUCAUAGAAGUCAUAUACUCAGAUUAAAACAAAAGGCAAUUACUGGUGAUGUUUUUAAUAAAAUUCUGAAGCAUUCCUGGAAUUGCUAUCACAUAGCAAUCUACCACAUACUGACACUAUUAUGGGUCCAUGGGGGGUGAUUUCUGAGCAUUUUAAUUGCCCUAAACAAGUUUAACAUGUAAAUUUUCACCCCAAGAGAAAAGGACUGAGUAUAGUGUACAGUAGAACUUUAUGCAAGAAUAACUAAAACUAAACUUAAAUAAUUCUGGUCCUGUUCAGUCAAUCUGUACGGUGUGUGUGCUCAUAAAUGGUGCAACAUGUUAGCACUACAAUAGGCACUGCAAAUAAACAGACCAGCUGCAGGAUGGCUUGAAUAUCACAAAAUAAACAGCGAUAAUGCACGCCAAAUACUAGCUGAGGAUGGUCAGGGAAGCAGUGCGGUGGGUGACAACAGUGCGCUGCGCUGGUGCAACCUUUGGUGCACUCCGAGUCUCGGUUUGAAAUCUGACAGUGAAUGAGUGACAGAGGAAUAAUUGUUUUAGUGAUGUUGCUAUCAAUAUAGACGACAAUGGUUAUUAGUUGGCCACCAUAGUUGUAGCAGAUUUAAUAUAUACCAGACCAUCGUGGAAUGGACUCCACCUGUACUCUGCAUCACAUUGCAUGAAGUGUGUUGUGUUGCUGGCCAUUUUGGUUUGUGACAAAGUAAACCCUACAGGGACCCUCCCCUCUUGGGUCUCAGUGACUCAUCCAUUUAUCUGUUCACCAACACAUUCAUUCCUGUGGCAUUGAGUACAGUAGUUUACCUGCACUGGUUUUGAUUCAAGGGGAAACCUGUGGAAGUAUCAGUUAAAUAUGGUCAUAAAACUUUAUUGAGAUUAAUAUUAAUAUAUUGUAUAUGUUUAGCAUUUUGAUGGAAAUGGAGAUUCUGAGUUUUUUUGUUGUCUCUGGUCUCGGUGGAUACUUUAGCAGGUGUGUGGUUAGCUGUAGGUGUUUGUGUGUGGUAACUGGCAGUGAUGUGGCAGAGGGUGAUGGAAGGGAGUCCUGGCAGUGACUACCACUGCACUGUGACUGCUGUCUCUUUACAGUGCUACAAGGAUGUCUUGUGCACAGCUACAGUUUGUACAGGAUACUCAAGAUCAACACUUGGAUCACCAUAUGAAUAGACUAAUUUUGUUUCCAAGUGUACAUUCAUCAUUGCUCAACACUGUUUCAUUGAGCAUCAAGCCUUUUGAUGGGAGUGAGGAGUGCUGCCACAGCACCAUGUGGUGCUGCAGCUGUAACACCUCCAACAGGGGCAUGUGUAACAGCUCUGCCUUGUCAUGCACAAAAUUUCUCCGUUUACUCUCGGGUACCAAAACUUUUGGUCGUGUCGUCCUCCUCCCAGUUGGACAUCCUAACAGUUUGAACCAUGCAGCUUGUACACUCAAGGCUGAAGGUACCUUCCAUCAAGAUCCAGACCACUCUUUUGUACAUUAUGUAGCUUCUGCCUUUCAUAGUAGCCACCUUCAUAUAUAUAUAGCAUAGAGCAGUUAACUGCUACAUUUGAUGUACUUAUGUAGCACAAAGUAUAUUUCUGUAGAUGAACAGGUCUCAGUCAUUUAUUGAGGUGCCUUCUCACAUCUGGUGCACUGAAGUCUAAUCACUAUCAUGUCUUGAAUCAGGUUGUUGACAUGGGUCACUCCUCAGAGCUUUAGGGAGUCAUGUCUGAUUGUAUAACUAGGUUCAUAAGAUAGUUUGUGUUGUGCAGCAAGGGGUGUGGAGUGUGUGUGCCUGUGCAGGCUGUAGCUUUUGUACUCUUGCACAGGAAACACUUGGCUUGGCUUGCAGCAAUGUGUCCUGCAUCGUGGGAUGCACACUCACUUGUCAGUGUUCAGUAACUUACGCAGCUGAUGAAUCUCAACAGUGCCUGCUGCCAACUUUUUGUGUAUGUAUGUGUGUGCUAAUCACCACAGACUGAUCACGUGCUGUGUGUGUGUUCGUGUGUGUGCAGCUGAAUCCUCUAAUGAGGAAUCUGUAAAUUGGAAAGUCUUAUUGUACAAGGAGAUGCAGUUUUACUCCUGACCAUUGUAAGGUUCUCCUGGGCCUGGCUGUACAAGUGGCUGUCAGCCCAUCAUCACAAGGUACCUGCAUCAGGCGCGUGACAGUUCAAGUGACCCCGUGUGUGAGUCACCUGCACUGUCACCUGUCCGGCGGGCAGACAGCCACACACCUGAGCCAGGCCUCACAACUAGUGGAAGGAGUUGACAUUAGUAGGGUAGUUUUUUAUUGAUUUUUUUCUGUGUGUGUAAUGGUUAGAGUUUUAAAGGUGUUUUGAAGGUCUUUUUAGAAUAUGUUUGCCGCUUUGUACGCAUCAUUCUAGCUUAUGCUCAGAUGAAAAAGAAACCUGCUGUGGGAAAUUGAACAGAGAUGAAAAUAUAAUACAGUACUCUUAACAUUUGUUUUGUCUGUAAUUCAUAUUUGAAAUAUUUCAAUUUCCAAGGUGUGAUUUAUCUGAGCGAAGCAUUAAUUAGGUUGAUAUGGAUGUACAAGUUGGCAAACCUAUCUUACCUAGGGCCAAGGGAUCAAGGUUUACUAUGAGACGCUCCGUGCAAGACUUCAGCCCGGCCCUCCAUGGUUGUGAAGUGACAUUCCCUAAGAUGCUAGAAGCUAUUGACCUUAUGCAGUAAUGUCAAGUGUUUCCAGUUUGUCUAUGCAGUGAGGCUUACUGCAUAGACAUCAUGGCUCAGUCUGGCCAGAAUCACUGCUAGGAAAUUCACUAUCAGCAGUCCCCUUUAUAUGUAUGUUCGAUAUACAUACAGUACUCACUUAUUCAUACACAAUUUUUCACCAAAUAUCAAUACUCAUGCAAUAUUUGGUUAUACAUUUGAGAAAGGAGUUUGAAAGUUUGAAUUUUGGGGGACUUAGCCAGGGCAGCGCAAGUUACACACCCAUUUGUACCGGCGAUGUCAGAGUGUUGUGCUCAGGACUUAAAAGAAGCUUACAUGCUCCUGCACACCAGACUUGACCGAGUUAUACCCGGUGAAAACCUCCCAGGCCUGGCCCCAGAUGGGAGGUGGGGAGGCACAUAGAUGCCACCCACUGCUGGAUGAAGUAAGAAGAGUUCAGCAUCAAUUUUAAAUGUAUGAAUUACUGUAUUAUUACCUUGGAGAUUUUAAGUGCUCACUACAAAUUUAUGUAGCUUGAAUAUACAUAAGUGGGGGACUGCCUGUGCAGAGAUAAAUAAAUUAUACCAACACUUGGAAGCAAAACAUGAGAACUGUAAUAAGAAUAAUAGCAAUAGGAACAAAAAAAUCCAUAUGAAAAUAUAGAAUCUACAAAUUUAUUCCUAUUAGAGUAUCUUACACUUUAGGGUUUGUUUGCCAGUCCACUUGCACCACUCCAGUCAGCACUGUUAGUAAGGAAGGAAACUGCUGGAAAACUGAAUUGAACUUAAAAACAAAAGUCAGAAUAUAGUCUGAUUAUCAAUGUCUUUUGACUUUCAUUAUAAUAUAUUCGCUUCAUUUUCCAGGACAGUUUUCUCCAGAUGAGGAUCGAUUGGAGCUGGGUGUGUAGAUUAGCAAACACGUCUUAAGGUAGACAUUUGAAAAGUUAAAUCCUCCGUGUCAUAUUGUUAGGUUGUCUUGCACCUGGUAUUCUUGCCUGCCAUGCCUCGUACAACACUUACAAGAGCCUGCGGUGGGCGGCUUCAUCAUGGUCAUGGCCGCCUCUCCCAGGCGUGUUUGUUUGUGGCCACUGCUGCCCUUUGUGCCACUGGUGCACCCCCUCGUGUCAGGGGGGGACCCGGGGCAGUGAAAUCAUUGAUAAAAUGGUGCCAUUUAUACAGAGGACAUUUUCCCUGUGCCAUCUGAGCACUGUGGCAGAAAUGUAGAGUUAUAUUGUAAUCUUUUGGUACCUUCGUGAUACUGACCUAAGGUUCGCUUGCACAUCUUAUUAUUGUCUCGGAGCUACGUCAGCUAAUUCAUCUAGUCAGUAGGUAUUAUGUCAAGUAGGUACGUAGUCUGUCUGUCUGACCGAUCUCUUUCUGUAUCUUGACCUAUCUCCCUACCCACCUACCUACACCUCUGUCUAUUGGUACAGCUAUGUAUGAUAUUAAAUAACUCCUUUUUAAUAUUUUAGUGAACUAAUUUUAUAGGAAUGUAAAUCACUGCCAUAGAGAUAAUUAUUGUUGGUGCAUAUCUUAAGGUUCGAGGAAAAACCAAGUCUCUUUCUCUGUCUCUUUAUCUAUCAAUCUCUCUCCCUCCCGUCAUGGUGUAAGAAUGAGUCUUGGUGAUCUGUGUCGUCAGUGAGGUGGGUCUCGGUGCCACUUUCUCACUCCUGUUGUGCCUCGCGGCUCCCUGUGUUGGCGGCAGACUGAACCAAGUGUGCUGCUUCAAGGCACGCAACGCACUACUAACAGAUCUCACAGUGUUCAUGAAGUUUGCCAGGUGACUCACACCAUUCCACCAGGCAUCUCACAAAUAUAAAUACUUUGGAAAAUUGAGCUGAGGCAUGAAAAUAUACUUGCCAAAUUAAAUAAUGUUUGCCACCUAUAAUUUGAAAUUACCAUUUGUAUGCCAGCUUAGAUAAAUUUACGCGAAUAGUUUUUUUCUGAUGUCAUUAAUUAAAAUGGUGAAUAUGAAUUGGUAAAUUUGCCCUGCAUUGCUUAGUGAUGAAUGUGAUCCCAUAUGAUCCUGAAGGAUAUGGUUCUAAAAUACUGUGGAGCUGUUCAGUCACCCUCAACACAGGAGGCUGGAGGCACCGUCAGCACGGUACUUUGGUACACCAAGGGAUGAAGGUCCUUGCAGGGCUGCAGGGGCCAGGUGUUCAUGAACUACCUGUCCUGUGAUGCUGCCCCAGUUUGCUCUGUCACCACUUUAGCUUGAUAUCAAAAUUAAUCCUGUAAUUCACACUGAGGGGGUUUAGUAUGCAGUAUAUUGCUUCUCAGAUCUUUCCCUAUGGUUAGACAUGAAAGACUUCCCCGUGGGAGGGAGUCCAGGCUUUUCACCUCAGUGAGUGCCAGGCUGCCACACCUCGCGCUGGUGCCUGGCUGGAGCAAGGGGGUGACGGGUGCUGGUUGGACAGGACUGACGGUGCUCAGAGCCCAGCAAGACUUUCUCCUAGCGUGUACUUUUUAUGACUCCAUGUACUACACAGAUAUCAUAGCGUACUGCAAGAAGAUAUUUUCUCUGUCUAUUUAUAGUAUAUUUAUAACUGUAUAAAAGAACAUUUGACUCACGCAGUAUAUAUAAAUAUAUAUAUCUAUAUUAAA